AUGUCUACAUUGAAGGCCAUCAAAGCUAAGAAGGGCAAAGUCGAAACGGAGGUUGAGCGGUUCCGUGCUGAAGGCCAUUGGAGCAAGGCCCUAGAUUUAAUAUCGAUUCAUGGGUCUGAUCGUUCAGCACCUCUUCAUAUACUUAAUCAGCUGAUUCUCUGUGAAAACGAAUUAGAAUGGACUGACCAGGGCGAGUUAACAACUGGGAGUCUGUCGAAAGCAAAGAAGUUUGCGGAAGAAGUCAUAAAUGGGAACGAUGACCAGUACAAGUUUGAGGCAUCUGUUCUUCUGGGAAAGAUUUAUUACCUUCAAGGAAAUACUGAAAAGGCCUUAAAGCUGCUCAGCUCAUUAAACUUGUCAUCGACCAAAAUGGAUCCUAUCACACUAAGGUUCAAUCGUAUCGUUAGUGAGGGUCUGGCUGUGUUGGGUAUGUGUAGAGAAGAGCAAUGCAAACUCAAGAGUCCAGCUGAUGUAUCUAAAGAGAAGGAUGCCAUUAUUGCACUGUAUAAUUUAGCGUGUCAUUUGUGCAUCAAACAUUUACAGGAGUUAGAUCGUAACCAACCAGAACAUACCACUUCAGUUAUCACUUUACCUCCAACGGUAGAAAAAGCUAUACAGAGGAUUCCUGAGAUCAUGAUUGAAAAAGGCAAUAUAUCCGGAGCCAUCUCAAAAUAUCGAGCAAUAUUGGGUUACUGUGAACUACCUGCUACUAAAUCUCUCAGACAAACCCUGUCUCUUCAGUUCUCUGAACUACUGUUACGAAGUGUAUGCGUUAAGGUAUAUCACAAGUACAAUGCAUCUGUGGAUCAAGAUUCUCCAGCAGACAAAGAUUACCAGUUGAUUCCAUACCGAUAUCCUACAAAUAGGUACAUUCCAGAAAACCGAAUAGAAGAAGCCAUCCUUUCGUUAAUGAUUUCUGAGCACAUAGCUAGCCAGGAUGUGAUUCUGAAUCGACCAUCUGAGUUGUCUGAAGCUCAGAUAGUUCGAUCAUUUAAUAAUGCAGCUGCUGUUUAUGAUUUACUUGCUAUUCUGCUUACCAAGGUGAAACAUUUCAGAUUUCUUUCUAAAUGUCUUGAAAAAGCAUUGAAAUUCUCUUAUUGUCAAUUUCAUAUCUGGUAUCAAUUUGCGCUUUCACUGAUUAGUUCUAAACAACAUUACCGUGGUUAUUUAGCACUACGUGAAUGUUUAAGAAUUGAUCCGUCAAAAAUAGCAAUUUACCUACUUGCAAGUUCACUUUGUUUGGGUAAUUUAAAUCUAAUUGAAGAAGGCAUGGAAUUAGCGUCUCAAGCCAUAGAGGUGGCUUCACAGUCAGAAGUAGCUUUCGCGGCUCGAGCUCACUUGUUACUCGGUUGGGGUUGGUCCUUAUUAGCUAGAUCAUGUUUUGUUGUUGAUAAGAAAGGUGACUUACGGAAUCGUGCAGUGAAAGAAUAUAGGACUGCUAUCCAACUAGACCCAGAUGAUUAUCUAGCCUGGUAUCAUUUAGGUGUUGAAUUGGCUACACAACGUCAUAUUGAUGAAGCUUUAUCUGUUUGUCAACAGAGUUUACAAUUAAUGCCAAUACAUUCGAAUACAUUGUGUCUAUUAGCCUUAUUACAUACAACUGGGGGGAAACGUAUGGAUCAGGCGUCAAAAGCAUUAUAUGUUGGCUUAAGUGAUAGAUCAAAUGAUUUCAAUUUAUUAUUUUUACUAGCCAAAGUAGAAGAAGCUAGAAUUAAUCCAAAGGCAGGUUUAAAAAUUUAUCGUCAGUUAUUAACAGUAUGGCGAGAUACAUUUUCAAUAAGCAAUAAUCCAAAGAUAAUAUUUGAUAAAAUUCGAAAAGCCGCUUUAUCAGUCAAUAACGAGCCGACUAGUUUAAAUCCCAGUGAUGAUUCAGCACUGCCUACUUCAUCCCCGUAUUCACCAUCUUUAGAAUUAGACGACAACUUUUCAAUAUUAAAUAUAAAUGAAGAAAUUAAUAAUGGUAGUCUUAGUAACAAUCAUUUACAAUCUGCACUGUCUGAUAUAGCAGUUGGUUGUGUUGGUCAAACCGGUGCAUCGAUUGCUCCAGUUCCAAAGCAAUCACGUUCAACUAAUCAAACUCAAUCAAUUGCUUUAAAAAUACAAAUUAAAAUUUAUCAAGGUCUAGCGCAAUCCUAUCUGGAUAAUGAUCAAUUGUUUGAAGCGAAGGAGGCUUUAGAUGAAGUGAUGAAAAUUGGUGGCCUCGACAAUCAAACAUUAUAUCUGCGUGGACGUUUAGCCGAAAAACGUGGACUUCUAUGCAUUGCACGCUCAUUAUACGAAAGUGUAAUUGCAUUAAAACCUGAUCACUUAGAAGCAUUGCUUUCCUUAGCAAAUCUUUUACACACAAAUAAUCAAACAACUUUAGCGGAACGUGUAGCACGAGAUGCUAUGAAUGUGGAUCCAACUAAUUUUCGUGUAUGGCGUCUACUUGCUGAUAUAUUAAGUUCACCGAAUACACCUGAACCAGCCUCUGAAGCUGUUGUAACACGUGCAUUGUUAACAGCUAUUGAACUUGAACAAACGGAACCAAUUGAACCAUUCUAUCACUUACCACUUGGUAAUCAAUUCUGGGUAUGGAAGCAUUCAAACCAGUCUAGCAAUUAA
Molecule: messenger RNA, 2604 nt
Organism: Trichobilharzia regenti
Lineage: Eukaryota; Metazoa; Platyhelminthes; Trematoda; Strigeidida; Schistosomatidae
Source: the annotation of a GenBank genome assembly